Messenger RNA from Trichomonas vaginalis G3, 1002 nucleotides. Its product is annotated as glycosyl transferase. Gene Ontology annotation, cellular component: endoplasmic reticulum membrane. NCBI's taxonomy places the organism in Eukaryota, Parabasalia, Trichomonadida, Trichomonadidae. The record is from RefSeq and is a predicted model, not a curated record. The transcript has a single exon. The coding region runs from base 1 to 1002 and encodes 333 amino acids.
AUGAUUGCCGAAAUUGCAGAUAUUUUAGGGGAUAUUUGCUUACUUAUAUUCGUUUUUGCAUUGAUUUAUGCAAUUUGCAGUUCAGUAGUAUCUGAUGAAACUCUUUAUGAUAGAACUCUCCUUGCUUCAACGGAUCCAAGAAAAUUAGAGUAUUUUAUCGAACCUUCGCAUGAUGAACAACCUCAAUUAUUCCCAACAAUAUUUGAUGAACCGGAAGUUUAUGCUACAUUCGUUGUCCCAGCUUAUAACGAAGAAAGAAGAAUUCCAUCAAUGUUAAAUGAAACACUCCAAUUCCUUGAUACUAGGAGAGAUGAGAAUCCUAAUUUCUCAUAUGAGAUCAUUGUCGUUGAUGAUGGCUCCAAAGAUAAAACAGCAGAAGUUGUUCUCGAUUUCGCAAAUUCACAUCCAGAAAUCCGUCUUCUUAAACAGCCAGUUAACAUGGGUAAGGGUGCUGCAGUAGCGGCAGGCUGUUCACAUGCAAGAGGACAGUACAUUUUAAUGGUAGAUGCAGAUGGAGCAACAAAAAUCGACGAAUUUAACGAACUCGAAAAGAAAAUGUUACAAUUACAGCAAGUUAAUCGCGAAGCAAUCGUUGUUGGAAGCAGAGCUCAUCUCGAAGGUCAAGAUAAAGCAAAUCGUACUCCAAUUAGGAAAUUCCUUGGCUUAUCUUUCCAUUUACUCAUCUUACUUAGUGGUGUUAGAGGUAUUAAUGACACACAAUGCGGAUUUAAGCUGUUUUCUAGAGAGGCAUCAAGAUAUUUGUUCCCUAACCAACACAUUGAGAGAUGGUGCUUUGAUCCAGAGCUUCUCGUUAUUGGAAGAAAGCGUAAGAUGCAAAUUGCCGAAGUUCCAGUCGAAUGGAAUGAAAUUGAAGGCUCAAAGAUGAAAGUUACAUCAAUGAUCAAAAUGGCCAUCGAUUUGCUGAGAAUUGCUUUGUUCCACGGAAUGGGAAUCUGGACAGUCAAACUGAAACAGGCUGUUUACGACCAGGAACUCAUCUAA